This is a messenger RNA of Vidua macroura (Pin-tailed whydah), 968 nucleotides long. RefSeq names its product chromosome 7 C2orf76 homolog (gene C7H2orf76). The transcript has 7 exons. The record is from RefSeq and is a predicted model, not a curated record. Lineage: Eukaryota; Metazoa; Chordata; Aves; Passeriformes; Viduidae. The coding region runs from base 41 to 562 and encodes 173 amino acids.
GUUCACGUCGCCCACCGUGGCCUGUUUGUAGUGGCUGUAGAUGUCCAGCAUCUCCUGGUCCGUGGGCUGCGACUUCAGCUGCUUCACCUCCUCGGCAGCCUUCUGGAACGCGGCCUGGGGGGAAGGCGGCAGGGGUGUUUCUCCAUGCUGCUUAGGAGCAAGUUAUUCAGAAUUCAUUCUCAUGUCAGCAGAAAGCUCGACUGUCACGGUCCGUCUCGUCCGCUCCUUUGAGCACCGCAAUUUCCGCCCUGUGGUGUACCACGGAGUUCCCUUGGAUCAGACAGUGAAGGAGUUCAUGGCUUUUGUGCGCAGGGAUGUAUCUUCAAGAUCAGGACUUCCUCCUCCUUUUAAAAAUUAUAAGUAUGAUACAAUGAAGAUUAUUCACCAAGCACACAAAUCUAAGACUGGUGAGCUUGUAGUGAGUUUGGAAGAUGAUGACAAACUGAUUUUGCAGGAAGACAGCACACUGAAAGCAGCUGGAGUAGCAAAUGAGACGGAAUUAGCAUUCUUCUGUGAGGAAGAUUACAGAAACUACAGAGCUAAUCCUGUUUCGGCCUGGUGAAGAUCCCAAGAGAUUGUUUUGUUUUCCCAUACCUGUUGUAAAUUUUCCUUAUUCUGCUUAAUGAGAUUUUUCUUAAAGAUCAAUAAAUCCUAGAGGAUUUCUUUGCAAACAGUGCAAUUCCCUUCCUAUAGAAAUUAAUUUCUGUCAAUAUGCUAAGGCUGAGAGCAGAAAAACUGGGGGACAUAAAUGACUUUUCUCUUCCUUUUCUUUUUGCUGUGCUUGGCUCUUGAGCCUCGGGCAGUGCCAUCCCUGACCCCGUGACACACGUUCUUGGUGUGAUCCCACAGCAGACAGUAACUGCAUAUGGAAAUUAUAGAAUGCACAGGGUGAUCCCAUCACAGUACCAACUUCUAAUGAAAAUGAAGUGAAACCUCCUUCAAAUAAAAUUAAAUAUUUUAUGACCAAA